Molecule: messenger RNA, 1805 nt
Organism: Pararge aegeria (speckled wood butterfly)
Lineage: Eukaryota; Metazoa; Arthropoda; Insecta; Lepidoptera; Nymphalidae
Gene: Dh31-R
Product: calcitonin gene-related peptide type 1 receptor
Exons: 6
Coding region: 64-1251 (395 amino acids)
Biological process (GO): adenylate cyclase-modulating G protein-coupled receptor signaling pathway; cell surface receptor signaling pathway
Cellular component (GO): plasma membrane
Molecular function (GO): G protein-coupled peptide receptor activity
Source: RefSeq, a predicted model, not a curated record
AGUGCGGCGAGUGCGGCGAGUGCGGCGAUGCCGGCGCCGCGCAGCAGCUCGUGAGGCGGCGCCAUGGACGACCCCGAGCGCAUCGCGCGCGACCAGCUGGCCUGCGAGCUCGCCGUCAACCAGUCCGCGCCGCCCGACGGCGUGUACUGCGCGGGCACCUUCGACACGUGGCGCUGCUGGCCGCACACGCCGGCCAACAGCACAGCUUACGCGGCAUGCCCCGACUUCGUGCCCGGCUUCGCGCCCGAGCUUAUGGCACAUAAGCUCUGCACGGAAAAUGGAACCUGGUGGCACCACCCAGACUCGGGCCGGCCCUGGUCUAACUACACCACCUGCGUUCGGGAGGAAGAUGACCUGAGCGACAUCAUCGCGGUAUACGAGGCGGGCUACAGCGUGUCGCUCGUGGCGCUGCUGCUAUCUCUGGGCAUCCUGCUGUAUUUCAAGAGCCUGCGCUGCGCGCGCAUCACGGUGCACAUGAACCUGUUCGCGUCGUUCGCGCUCAACAACGCGGCGUGGCUGGCGUGGUACGCGCUGGUGGUGCGCCAGCCCGCCACGCUGCGCGCGUCGCCCGCCUGGUGCCGCGCGCUCAACGCGGGCCUGCAGUACGCCAUGCUCACCAACUACACGUGGAUGCUGUGCGAGGGACUGUACCUGCACACCGUGCUGGUCAGCGCCUUCGUGUCGGAGCGGCGCCUCGUGCGCGCGCUGCUGGCGGCGGGCUGGCUGCUGCCGGCGCCCGCCGCCGCCGUGAACGCGGCGCGGCGCGCGGCGGCCGCCGAGCCGCUGUGCUGGGCCGACGACGCGGCGCCGCGCCUCGAGCUGGCGCUGCUGGUGUGCGGCGCCGUGCUGCUCAACCUGGGCUUCCUGUGCAACAUCGUGCGCGUGCUGUGCACCAAGCUGCGCGCGGGCGGCGGCGCGGGGCGCGCGCGCCCGUCGGCCACGGCGCUGCACGCGCUGCGCGCCACGUGCCUGCUGGCGCCGCUGCUGGGCCUGCAGUUCCUGCUGACGCCGUGCGCGCCGCCGCGCAGCCACCCCUACUGGCUGCUGUAUGAGUACGUGACGGCGCUCAGCACGUCGCUGCAGGGCCUGUGCGUGGCCGUGCUCUACUGCUUCUGCAACGGGGAGGUGCUGGCGCAGCUGCGGCGCCGCUGGCGCGUGCUCACCUUCCGCCCGCGCGCCAACUCCACCACCAACACCACCGUGUCCUUCGUGCGGUCGGCAGCGCCGGGCGCGGGGGAGGAGAAGGUUUGACUAGCGGCGGCCGCGGGUGACGCGGCGGGGGAAGGCGGGGCGGGAGGCGCAGGCGACGCGGCGCGCGAGCGGCGCAUCCGCUUCGAGUGCGGCGACAGCGACGACGACGCGCCACCUCACUCACGCCUGCUGUGAGCCGCGCGGCUCUGCGGCCGCUAGCCGCGCGGUGUGCGACGGAGAGCGCAUACCGCCUGCGAUGCGACACUGUUAAAGUUUCCGCUAAUCAUUCGGACUUCUUUGUUACAUCAUAUCAAUAAUAUUAUUUCCUGACCCACAAGAUAUUAUGUUUUAAUAAUAUAAAAUUACAACAAUAUAUUAGCUUAUUUUGGAUAUAUUAGAAGUUAUACUUCUUUAGCGCCGUUAGAAAACACGCGUUUUUUAGCUAUUGCAUAGCUUUUAUCGCGGGCUUUGAGUGCGGCGACCGAAUCAAGAAAUUCCGUAACAAAUAUAAAUCCUAACAUCCCAUGCCUACCAUGUAACUCGGCCGAGCGUUCAGACAUUUUGUAAUAUAGUUUAUUUACAUUUAAUUAGAGUAUGUAGGUACCAUUUUGUUC